Molecule: messenger RNA, 2966 nt
Organism: Portunus trituberculatus (swimming crab)
Lineage: Eukaryota; Metazoa; Arthropoda; Malacostraca; Decapoda; Portunidae
Product: tectonic-2-like
Biological process (GO): cilium assembly
Source: RefSeq, a predicted model, not a curated record
UGGAGAGAGCCAGGAGGUAGAGAAGCGCCGAUACAAAGGCCAACCUUCCCCCGCCCGAGUGACAGCCCGAUGCACGCGCCACGGUUUGUUGUUGUCAAGAUUUGCCAUUUUCCUUCGCGGCCCUAACAUCAACAACAACAAGAUUAGCCAUUUAGAAAUUCAUGUGAAUGGAAGCAACUCGACUACUUUUUUUAGUGGUGAACCCAUUCAUUAUUGUAGCAGCCAUGCAGCAAGUCAACCUGAAAUAGAAAGCACACCAGUACUACAGUAUAAUGAAUAACGUGGAAUUCUACAUUUCCCUCCUAAGUGUCACAGUUGUCCAUGGAGGCCACCUGACCAUCAACUGGACACAGGUGGGCAGUUUGCCCAUAGGCUGGGAAACUCAUUUGGAUAACCCACCUGGAGUUCCAUUGGCCUUCUGUUCCUGUGACUUGACCUCCAACUUCUGUGACCUCAGUUGCUGUUGUGACAAGGAUUGUUACAUCACUUCUGCCACCACCUCCAGCUGCUUGUCUUCUGAUGCACAGGACCAGAGACAGGAGCUGGCUGGCCCAUACAUGUGCAAGUACUUUGGCCCAUUUGCUCCAGAGUGGCGCAGUUUUUUCUGUCCAGUGAAAGAAAACACUCCAUACCUGGGCCUUUUUUAUCCACCACACCAGAUUAUUAGAGACUUCCAGAAAUUCAUGUCAAGAGUGAGUCAGCAAUAUUACAGUUACAAGGAGGAGGGGGUGCGUGCUGCUGAUCAGGAAUACCAUCACCAUUAUGUCUAUGGUGAGCAAGUAGUGGUGGGGAAGGAUGUUGGUGGAACAGUGGUGCAGGGGCCACUGCUGCUCCCCCAGCCUGUGUUGGCAGGUGUUUGUGUGGAUACCUUCCCUGUGCAUUUCUUGGAGGACCUGAGUCAUAAGUGUAGUAUCAGUGUGACCUCAGAAAAAUGUGGAACUGAGGCAGCUCUGAGUGCAACAAGUUACCUCCAGCCAUCACAAGGUGCUGCCUCGGGCUCACCACCAGGCUUCUGGCAGGUCAUAGGAAACCUGAGCAGCCUGGGAUUAUUGAAUGCCUCGGUAGAGUAUGAGUGGAUGGAAGAUAUUACAAGAUUCAUCAAGGUGCAGGGGGGAGGCAUACCCACUGCCAGGAGUCAAGACACAUCAGCCACCCUUGAGGAGAGUACUAUGCCUUACCUUGAUGCAGACAGUGGCUGGUGUAACAAUGUGGUGUUGUCUGUUGGAUACCACUUUGCAUGGGAGGGACCAGCCAUAAUUGACAUUGCUGUGACCAUUACCCUGGGCAACAUUCCUGUGUCCCCAGAGCAUGAGGAAGAUACAUGCUCCUUCACUGAAAAGAACCCAGCUUGUUCAGCACCAAGGCUUACCCCUUUCUCAGCCACACCUCAAGUCUAUCUCCUCCAGCACUUCUUGGUCAAGUUCCACCACAUUGGCUCCUCCGGUAAUGCCUCGGGGAACUUCAGCGAUCUUGAUUGGCAAGCGGAUGACAUCGGGACCCCAAGCCUGUCAGAGCGGUCUGGCAAUGCUGGCUACCUGACAUCCAAACCUCUCCUUGCUGGUUUUGUCCUGUACAACUCAACAGAGGAAGAAAACAGCUCAGCAAGUGGCAUGCUGUCUGUGGCUUUGAAUGACUCCACAGGGCUGUAUGUGUGGAGGCCGGAUGAGAGUGGGAGCUGCCACACAUCCCGCCUAGAGAAAGUAACCUUUGGGAUCGACACAAUUUCUUCCUGUCAGUACUCCUGGUCUGAUGCGUCUUGCUCUGAUCUCAAGGGAAUGCUAGAGGCGGCUCUUUAUUCACUGGUACAAGCCGAGGUCAUCAGCACUUUUGGUUGGCCUAACAUCACCAGAGAGGAAGACUUCUUGCCUAUUAUCUUUGGGCAGCACAAAGACAACACCACUACUGGCACUGGAUGUGAUGUUCCCUCCUCCCUGGAGUACUGGAUCAUCUACCAGGAUGUUCUAGAUAAUCCUGGCCCAGCCCAAGCUGUGCACCAAGUGGUUGGUGCCUCUGCCAGGCUGAAGUACCAGACCCUUCACUUCUCCAGCAACAUAAGCUCAGGUUCACAUCUCCUAACCUCUAGUGCAGUCUUCUCUCGUCACUCCAAACCCUCAGGCUUGUCCAGGUUCUGGGAAGCCAUGGAGGACCGCUGGUGUGAAAGAGAAACCUGCUGAGAAAUACUUUGGCCCUGGACUCACAGUUUGCCAAGGAUGGGGUUGAUUGGAGACAUUUACCAGUCUGGUUUUCUUGCUGACUUGCUGGCUCAGUCCCUCCUUGCUCUGGCAGUGUUCUUCCCCCCUCUUAUUGUCACACUCACCCAAGGUGGUAGGCUCAUAUGGUGAGUGUAUGUAUGUGUUCUUACCUAAUUGUAUUUUUAUAAGUCUUGUAGGUCAUCACAUCCCUUACAGUAGAAUGACAUCACAUCUGGGCAUAAUCACAGUAACACUCACUUAGUGCUGCAGUCUUGUAGCUUCCUAUCAUUAUCAUCUUAUUUCACAUAAUCAUAAUACCCAUCACUUAAUUUAGUACAGUUGUCUUGUUGAUCCUUAUCAAUAUCAUAGCCAUCGCACUGGAAUCCAUCUGGUUAACCAGUGUGACAUCAGUUGCAUAAAAUUUACUUACUUCUAGUCUAGUCAGUGGAGUAUCAGGUGUGCAAUAUUUCUCUCUUCUUCUGGACUGUACCUAUUCUCAAACUCCACUACACCUCCACUACUUUCAAAGGUUGCAGUUGAAGCUAAAUGGGUUUUUAAGGAUGGUUUUAUAUUUUAGUGGCAGAUCAGCAAGAUUUCUACAUUCUCAAAAGGAGAAAUAGUCUUGAGAACUUGACUAAUCAUCUCUUUUGUCUUUGAAAAUAGUCAUGGGCAGAGAGCAAAGUUUUGUGUCCUUUGCACACACAGCUUUGUUAGUCAAUAACUAUAUUUCCUCAUCUUUGUUUUUAUUCUUUUUCAAAUACAAUUUUUUACAUA